CGCAGGCGCAGGCGCUCGCCCGCGUCCUCCGGCCGGCUGGCGAUUGUGCGCGUGCGCACGGGAGAGGCGUGAGGAAGAGUCGCUGAAGCGCGCAGGUGGAUGGAGGAGUGGUCCCGAGAGUAACUGCCCGGAGAGAUGACACAUGGGGUCUCAGCAUUCCUCCUCUGCCCGCACAUUUUGUCCGCGGAAGAAGGAUGACAACCUGGAGGACUUGCAGUCCGAGAGGGAGCAGGAGGAAGCCAUCGCUCACUUCCCCUAUGUGGAAUUCACGGGGAGAAACAGUAUCACCUGUCACACCUGCCAAGGAGCGGGCUACGUCCCAGCAGAGCAACUCAACGAGUUGGUGGCUUUGAUCCCCCACGGUGACCAGAGGCUACGCCCCCAGAGAACUAAACAGUACGUCCUCCUGUCGGUCCUGCUCUGUCUCCUGGCAUCCGGCUUGGUGAUUUUCUUCCUGUUCCCACACUCAGUCCUCGUGGAUGACAAUGGCAUCCGAGUGGUGAAAGUCACAUUUAAUAAACAGGACUCCCUUGUAAUGCUUGAUGUCAUGGCCACCCUGAAAAUCAGGAACUCCAACUUCUAUCCUGUGGCAGUGACCCACCUGUUUAGCCAGGUUCAGUACAUGAAAGCUGUGGUUGGCACCUAUGUGGCCACUAACGUCUCACUCAUUCCCCCUCGGAGUGAGCAUCUGGUGAAUUUUACUGUGAAGGCUGAGGUGGGAGGACCAUCUUCCUAUGUGUACUUCAUCUGCACGGUACCUGCCGUCCUGGUGCACAACAUUGUGAUCUUCCUGAGGACGUCUGUGAGUAUUUCAUACAUUGGCCACGUGUCCCAGAGCACCUUGGAGACACAACACUAUGUGGAUUGCGGGGCGAAUUCCACAGCUGUUUAGAGCCUGCCCUUAGUUCUCCAGCGGCUGCACCUGUAGAAGGAAGCUAACAUCUGCCCCCACAGCCCAGCGUCCGUGCUGACCCUGCAUGGGGUAAGGGAGGAGGAAGUGGUUCUCUGAACCCACAGAAAGCAUCCUUCCGCACUUACGGGAGAGCCGUCUUCACAGCACCUUGUGUCUUUCUUGGAACCAGCAAAAUCACUGCCCAGUGCCUAGUCUGUGCCUAGCAAAUAGUCAGCACUCAAUUACAGCUUGAAGAAUUGAAUUCAGCUAUUUCGGCUGUUGUUGAGAUGAACCAGGGUUCUAGCCUUUCAGACCAGAGUGACAUGAAGGUAGGAUGUUGGUGACGCUGCAGAUGUAUGGGUGCCGCAGUAGUGUGCGCAGAAGCCACCAGCAAGAGGGGCGUCCAGAGGACCUUCAAGGAGCCCCUCAACAGCUGCAUUUGUCUCCAUCUGUUCCCUAAUGCCCAGGAGCUUUACAGAAAGGUUUGGUUUUUUUUUUCCUUUCCCUUACAAAGUUAUUACAUCCCCCACCCCCAGCCUACUGUUGGGCUUGAUGUACCUUUGAUCCACUGGCUGGACAUGGAUUGGGGAUUUGAUAGAAAAAUAAACCAUGUUUUUGAUUGA
Mesocricetus auratus (golden hamster) is the source of this 1515-nucleotide messenger RNA. It is a transcript of the gene Tmem106c, whose product is annotated as transmembrane protein 106C. The record is from RefSeq and is a predicted model, not a curated record. The transcript has 8 exons. Bases 143 to 892 code for a protein of 249 amino acids. Lineage: Eukaryota; Metazoa; Chordata; Mammalia; Rodentia; Cricetidae.